GUCUCUACUGACGCUUAGCUUGUUUGAUUGCCUUGCGGAGGGAAUAGCUACACAGUUUCUAUUCGGUCAUGUUUCCGGUCACCUUUUCCUGGUUAAAAGCAGUGGUUCUCGCUUUGUUUCACGCGAAUGCUGCCAUCAAUCCACGGUUUCUGGUUUGGGAAUGUUUUAAUCGUUGCUAUGGGAACGACAUCAUCAAUGCACUUUCUAAUGAACUCGCUCACCGAAUCAGCGUAUUCGUCAAUUGUUGGACGCAAUGCGGAACAUAUCCCAAUCCGCGUGAUCAAAGCAGUCUUGAAGCGUGGAAUCAGAUUGGUCGGACCAGCGUUGAACAGACCUGAGCGUGGGAGCUUCUUGUUUUAGUUUCUGUCUGUAGGCAGGAAGCAACAAAAUGGAGUCGUGGUCAGCUUUUCCGAAAGGAGGACGGGGGAAGGCCUUAUAUGCGUUGCAGAAGUUAGAAUAGCAAUGGUCCAAGGUUUUACCAGUCCUGGUUGCUCAAUCGAUAUGCUGAUACAAUUUAGGGAGUCUUGUUUUCAGAUUAGCUUUGUUAAUAUCCCUAGCUACAAUGAAUGCAGCCUCAGGAUAUGUGGUUUCCAGUUUGCAAAGAGUCAAAGUUUGUUCAGGGCCAUCGAUGUGUCUGGUUGGGGGGGAAUAUAUACGGCUGUGAUUAUAAUCGAAGAGAAUUCCCUUGGAAGAUAAUGUGGACGACAUUUGAUUGUGAGGAAUUCUAAGUCAGGUGAACAGAAGGAGUUCCUGUAUGUUGUGGUCACACCACGUCUCGUUAAUCAUAAGGUAUACGCCCCCGCCCCUCUUCUUACCAGAAAGAUCGGCGCGAUGCGUGAAGAAACCAGCUGGCUGCACCAAUUCCGUUAGCGUUUCUCGAGUGAGCCAUGUUUCCGUGAAGCAAAGAACGUUAGUCUGAUGUCUCUCUGGAAUGCUACCCUUGCUCGGAUUUCAUCAACCUUGUUGUCAAGAGACUGGACAUGGGGUCGCAGGCUGGGAUCCAUUCCGUUGUCCUGGGUGGAAGGCAGAACACAGGAUCCGCUUCUGGAAAGUCAUAUUCCUGGUCGUACUGAUGGAAACUGACAACCCAAGAUCAGCCAGUUGAGGACACCUGAGCCCCCCUUUGUACUGUGACUGUCUUGUACCACAAUGCUUGGCCUUCAGGGAAGCACCUCAUCCCCUAAAAUGUAUCGCUGUGUGGCUUGUUCAGCCACCUUUACUGGAUUGGCAUCCUUGUUGGUGCACCAAGCUUCUCAUGCUGGUCAAUAUGACAAGCAACCACCACAAUCUGAGAAGCAGAGCCUUUGCACUCACUGUGGUGAAGUGCUUUCAAACAAGGAGCUCCAAGACCAGCACUGCUGCAAAGCAGUACCUGAGACCCCGGCUCUCUCUCUUUUUAUCUGUGAUUGUGGGGAUGAGUUUCAGAACUUUAAUGAAAUGCUGGAGCAUAAAAGAUCUCAUGUCUCAACCCCCCAGCAGCAGACCCAGACGACUGAUGCCAAAUAUUUGAGCCAAGACGAAUGUAGUCUGGUUGAACCAGCCCAACCAGUCUCCCCUCAGCCAACCCUUAGCCAAACCAUUUUGGGCCUCAUUCCCCCCUCUCAUCCCUCACCCCUAUCUCCUGUCAGUCCUAGUUCAAUUCUCCCACAGCUUAAUAGCACAUCCACUGUUCCUGAAGUCUAUACAAAUAAGGGGUUUAUUGCCCUAACCAGACCUCCAGAGCUGAACAACCUCCCUCCAGGCGCAAGUGAGCAAGAAUUACAGCCUGAUGGGCUUAACCAACCUGAGAACAUCUCUACUGCACAGGAACCCUCACCACAAUCUGUCCAGGAUGAGACUCCUGAGGAUGCAGACUGUCCUGUUACAAGCGGCGCAUCUUCAGAAGAUGCCGGCGCACCUAAAAAUGAGACAAUAAUGAAGAUGAUAGCAAAUGCUUACAUGAAACGUUAUCAACCUGCUCAACACUACCCAUUAAGACACAAGAGACUUGUGUUCCCCAAAAAAGAGCAUAUACCAGUGGAGGUGGUGUCACAAUCCAAACAAACAGCAGCAUCCACACCAGGGCCCUCUAUUGGCCAGUUAAGACACCUGCUUACAAACUCUGGUGCAAAGACAAUAGCCCGUCCAUCUGGCAUCAUAUCUUUGACUCAGACCUUCUGCCCUGUAGUAGUUCUUGAGACCCGCCAAAAGCUUAUUGAUUCUAGAAAUAGGGCCACACAGGGGAGAUAUCAAUGUGGCCGCUGCCGAAGUGUUUUUCAGGACUUGGACAGCUUGACAGUGCAUCAUGCCUUACACAGGAAGGAGAUAGUGAAGUGUUGUCGUCACUGUAAACAACUGAUGAUUGGAAAACCACCCCUUCCAGACAACCACAUCUGUCCCCUGGCUCCCCACCACCUUACCUCAGUGGGGAGUAAAUGCCACUCUAUCAAAAAGACUGCAUUAUUCCAGAAGCAAAAGAAGCAACAACCACAAAGAAUCUUCCAAAGUGUUAAAGCUCGGACGCCUUACUUUUGUCAAGUGUGCAAGCACAGCUAUGCCCGUAGGUAUAAUCUCAAUGUGCACAAGUGUCAGGGGCCACCCCAUCCUCCUCAGCAUGCCUCCAACUCUGCCCUGUGCAAAAAUACUGCAUUUGGGUUAAACAUUAAAGCAAGGGAGCCUGUCACAGGCGUCAACCAGAGGCCUCUAAUCUCCAAAACCAUCGGUGUGGGCAAUGUCAGCACUCGUCAGAUAAAGGAGGAGGUGAUUUCUGCAGAAUCAAGGCCACAUCCUCAGUUUCCUGAUUUGCUCUGGUCUGGUUCACCUAAAAGCUUCUCAUCCUUCUAUCCCAAAGUUUCCACGCAUGUAACACCAGAAGAAAUUGAUUCAGGAUCUGCAACACUACAGCAAGGAGAUGGUGAAGGAGACAACGCAGCAAGUAGUUUUAAACAAGAAGGUAAAGAUGGAGAAUGGACAAUGCCUUUAGAUGAUUCUGAGAUUGACGUGCUGAUUGAGGCAGUAGAUGCAGAAGACGACGAUGAUUUAAUGCUACAAGAACCUAUUUCUCAGGGUCAUGUCAAAUCCACAAAGGAUGGCGUGCCUUAUUUCAUAAAAGAUGGUGCUAGACGUUUUCCCUGCUAUAGAUGUCAGAAAACGUACAGUCGAGGGUGCACAUUAAAAAAGCAUCAAAGACUGUGUGGAAAUAGAUCAUUUUUGCCACAAUCUACCUUCCGGGCGGUAGCACAGAAAGUCAACAAGGGUCAAUUCCAAUUCGAUUGCUAUGUCUGUGGGAGGAGCUUUAACCGCAAAGAUAACAUGCUGAUUCAUAGGAAGAAGUGCCAGUUAAGUAGAACAGUGGCCAAGAAUGAUAAUGGACUUUUACAACAGGGCUUAUCAGCAGCCCAGGCACCACAACGUCUCGUGGCACAAAGUAGUAAAAAUCUGGGGGAUAAUGGGGCAAAUUGGGGUAUUAUGUCAUUGCCCAAUGUUCUCCCCAGGAGAGUGACGUGUGAGUGUGGGGCAGGCUUCACUAGCCCACGGCUCCUCCUGGAGCAUUUGCAAAAGCAUGCACAGGAGUCCUAUACCUGCCCCACAUGCGGUGAGACACUGAGUUCCUGGGCAGACUAUGAAGUCCACCUACAAGUGCACAUGCAGCCUCAGCACCAGAUGUAUGGGGGAAUGCAACAGCAGAGCUCUCCACCUCUACUGCUUAGGUUUCCACAGCAGCCGCGUCAAUGUCGGCAGGCCCUGCCAAAGCAGCGACAUGCGCCUCCGCAACACACUCUGCCAGCACAGCGCCCUCAGCCAAAUCAACAACCUCUGCGGAAGCCUAGGAAGCCACAGCCGCGCUGUGUGUGCAUACGAUGCAGCAACACCUUUUGCAGUCGUGGCGCGCUGCUCAAGCACCUCUCCUGGAAUCGGUGUAAAGGUGACAGAGGAGCUAUUUCAGCAAAGGCAAACCACUGUUCCCGCUGCAGCAUGGACUUCCCCAAUGGCCUCAGCCUCAAGUUUCACCAGCUAAAUGGAAUGUGCAAGCCUGCCUUCAAGCCCAUGCGUUGCCCUGUGUGCGUGCGCUGGUUUGGCACUGUGGAGGGACUCCAGAAACACCUGCAAACACACGACCAGACCAACUCGUUUCGCUGCCUCAUCUGCCAGCGCCUCUAUCCCAGCCUACGGUCACUGAAAGACCACCGCAGAAAGGUCCAUUGCAUUUUGUCUGGAGACACAGCGCAGGUUACACAAUGAGAGUGAAUACUCUGAAAAUCAUAAUCCAACAGAACAUGUAUGAACAAUGAUUUUAGCUAAAUGUUUUUGCAAGAUCGGUUAGUGAUUUGAGGGAUUAAUUUUGUCUUGUGUAACCAUAUAUAAUCACUAUUGUACUAUACUACUUUGAUUCUAUUUUCACCGUCUUAUCAAUAGACUUUUCUUGCUCACUUGAACCUAUUUUAAUGGUCAUAGUUGUAAACUGUUGUAUUGUGCUGUAAAAUGCAAUGAUGUUUUUAGCUUGUUCUUAAGGGUAUACUUUGGGAUUUUGGUAAUGAAAUCCUUUAUCAACUUCCCCACUAUGAAGGAAGUUCGAGGUAGUUACCGUAGACUUCGUCAUUGUGCUAAUGCUAGUUAGCAACUUCCUUCAAACUGCACGCAGAGAUAUAAAAAUGGUAUCGACAAGUUCAUCUGACUCUGGGAAGUAGAUUAAGGGCUUUAUUGCCAAAAUCCUGAAGUAUCCCUUUAACUCUUCAACCAUUAUUAAAAUGUACCACUUACUGUUCAACUGCUAUUUUAGGUUGUGCAAAACGUUGAUGGUUAUAUCUUAAUGUGGUAGCUGUCAGUGCAUUGUGGAGAAAGCAAUUAAGUGAAUAUACACUACAAAGUAUGUGCACACCUGCUCGUCAAACUCCUCAUUCCCAAAUCAUGGGCAUUAAUAUGAAGUUUGUCACCCCCCCUUUGCUGCUAUAACAGAAUCCACCCUUCUGGAAAGGCUUUUGUGUAGAUGUUGGAACAUUGCUGAGGGGACUUGCUUCCAUUCAGCCACAAGAGCAUUAGUGAGGUCGGGCACUGAUGUUGGGCGAUUAGGCCUGGCUCGCAGUCGGCGUUCCCAUUUAUCCCAAAGGUGUUCAAUGGGGUUGAGGUCAGGGCUCUGCAGUCCAGUCAAGUUCUUCUACACCGAUGUCGACAAACCAUUUCUGUAUGGACCUUGCUUUGUGCACGGGGGCAUUGUCAUACUGAAACAGGCAAGGGCCUUACCAAACUGUUGACGCAAAGUUGGAAGCCCAGAAUCGUCUAGAAUGUCAUUGUGUGCUGUAGCGUGGAUUUCCCUUCUUUGGAACUAAGGGGCCUAGCCCGAAACAUUAAAAAACAGCCUCAGACCAUUAUUCUUCCUCCACCAAACUUUAGUUGCCACUAUGCAUUGGGGCAGGUAGCGUUCUCCUGGCAUCCACCAAACCAAGAUUCGUCUGUCGGACUGCUAGAUGGUGAUGCUUGAUUCAUCACACCAGAGAAUAUGUUUCCAUUGCUCCAAUGGCGGCGAGCUUUACACCACUCCAGCCGAUGCUCGGCAUUGCGCAUGGUGAUCUUAGGCUUGUGUCCGGCUGCUCGGCCAUGGAAGUCCAUUCCAUGACGCUCCCGACUAACAGUUAUUGUGUUGAUGUUCCAAACUGCCUUUGGAAGCUCGGUCGUGAGUGUUGCAACUGAGGACAGGCUUCUUCUUUUUUCUUCUCCCCUCCGCACUCCGGUUCCGUUCUGUGAGUUCGAUGUUUCCACUUCACAAUAAAUGCACUUACAAUUGAUCAGGGCAGCUCUAACGGCAGACAUUUUACGAACUGAAAAAUGUGGCAUCCUAUGACGGUGCUAUGUUGAAAGUCACUGAGCUCCUCUGUAAGGCCAUUCUACUGCCAAUGUUUGUCUACUCUAUGGAGUUUGCAUGGCUGUAUGCUCAAUUGUAUACACCUGUCAGCAACGGUGUGGCUGAAAUAGCCAAAUCCACUAAUUUGAAGGGAUGUCCAUACUUGUGUGUGUGUGUGUAUAUAUAUUUGAGCACUUCCAUCAAAACAGAAAUGUAUAGGAAAUAGCAUGUAGUGUGUGUUGCUCCUUGUUUUAAUAAAGCCCCAUUCAUAG
Messenger RNA from Oncorhynchus masou masou (cherry salmon), 6090 nucleotides. RefSeq lists its product as uncharacterized. The coding region runs from base 1150 to 4221 and encodes 1023 amino acids. NCBI's taxonomy places the organism in Eukaryota, Metazoa, Chordata, Actinopteri, Salmoniformes, Salmonidae. Gene Ontology annotation, molecular function: RNA polymerase II cis-regulatory region sequence-specific DNA binding; DNA-binding transcription factor activity, RNA polymerase II-specific. The transcript is spliced from 3 exons. The record is from RefSeq and is a predicted model, not a curated record.